Molecule: messenger RNA, 2496 nt
Organism: Sitophilus oryzae (rice weevil)
Lineage: Eukaryota; Metazoa; Arthropoda; Insecta; Coleoptera; Curculionidae
Exons: 1
Coding region: 1-2496 (831 amino acids)
Source: RefSeq, a predicted model, not a curated record
AUGCCACGAAACAAAUCGUCGAAAACUAACAGUAACUCUAAUUCAAACGAUGAUGAAAAAUCAGAACUUAUACACGCACGUAAGGUAAUUUCAGCUCAUUUAUCUCGUUUUUCUCAGUUUUUAAAAAUUCAGGAAGAUAUCGAAAAUAUUCUAGACGUUGAUGUAUUUCAAAUUGAAAGCAGGUUAAAAAUCGUGGAAGAGGAUAUGAGUAAAUUUAAUCGAAUUCAAACCCGUCUAGAGUACUUAGUACCAGAUGAAGAUGAUCAAGGCUUACAUUUGGAAACGUUAUUUUAUUCGGAAAUAUCGUUGGCAAAAAAGAUAAUAUCAUGUUUUAACAAAUCUCAGCAAGAGAUAAUCGAAAAUAAAGUAAAUUUCAAUUCAUCUCGCACGCAACAAGGAACGCAAGGCUCUGCAGUUGCGAGGUUACCACAUUUAGGUCUGCCUACAUUUUUUGGCAAUUACGAGAGCUGGUUUAGUUUUAUUGACAUUUUCGACUCGAUUGUUAAUAAUCGCACGGAUCUAUCGGAUGUAGACAAAUUUUUAUAUUUGAGGUUAUCAUGUAAGGGAGACGCAUUAAAAUUAAUAGAAUCGUUAGACGUCACGGCAAGUAAUUACUCGGUAGCCAUAGAACUAUUAAGGAAGCGUUAUGAAAAUCGAAGAGCAAUAAUUAACACGCACGUAAAUAAUAUUUUGUUUAACCUACCAACUAUUACACGCGAAUCAGCAUUUCAUUUGCGAAAACUAUUGGAUACUUUACACCAGCAUUUAUCCGCGCUGGAAAAGUUACGACUGCCGGUUGAUCAGUGGGAUAUUAUUUUAAUUCCAAUUAUUUUACAAAAACUUGACGACAAAACUAAACGCGAUUGGGAAUCAAAACAAAACGACCAAAGUUUACCCAAAUUAAAAGAUUUUACCGAAUUUUUAAGGAAAAAAUGUUUUAUGUUGGAAGCGAUUCAAGAUAACGAUAUCCAAAAACCAAGUUUAAAAAAUCAAAACUUUCGUGAGACUAGCAGGCAAAAUUCGAAUAGUAGAAAAUUAUCUUACGCGUCUGUAGAUUUAAAGUGCCCGGUAUGUAAAGAAAGCCACUAUGUGUAUCAAUGUAAAAGAUUUAAUAGUUUAUCACUAGCUGACAAAUACAAUGAAAUAAGAAAUCAUAAAUUAUGCGGAAAUUGUUUACGAUCAGGACAUUUCAAAAACGACUGUCAUUCGCAAGGUUGCAAAAAAUGUAACUUUAAGCAUAAUACGGCUUUACAUGUAGAUAGACAAAAUUCCCGAACAUUCGAACAGCAAAAUAGAAGCAGCAACAAUGUACCACAUAAUCCAAGCAAUAACAGAUCGCAGGUACGACAGCAAACCGAUGGCCCAGGCAGCCCUACAUCUCAAAGAAAUGAACAGGCGAAUUUUGGAGAAGAAAACGUUAGGCAUACUAUGUGCAUCGUAGACCGGAAUACUGACCGAAUUGAAACGGAUUUGAAUAAUAAAAAUAUUACAGAAAAUAGCAACGUCGGUAAUUCAUAUUCGUACACAAGUGUUGAUUCAAGUCAAGUUUUGCUAUCUACGGCGAAAAUAUUAAUUCAAAAUUCCGACAAUAAAUGGAUAACUUGUAACGCGAUCCUAGACUCGGCAAGUCAAUCGAACCUAAUAAGUGAAAACUUAUUUAAAAUAUUGAAGUUAGGAUACGAUAACGUAAAUAUUAGCCUAUUAGGAAUCGGUCACAGCGAAACACAUAUUGUUAAGAGAAUGCAUACAAAAAUAAAAUCGCGAUUCGAGAAUUUUGAAAGAAAGUUAACAUUUUUAAUCAAACCAGGUUAUGUCACGGAAAGAUUACCAACUGCUCAAUUUAAUAAAAGUUCAUUUAGAUAUCCGAAUAACAUACAGUUAGCCGACGAGAAUUUUAACGUGCCUAAAGAGAUCGACGUCUUAUUAGGUGCAGGUAUCUUUUUUGAUUUAGUUAAAUACGGAAAAAUAAGACUGGGGAAUAACUUACCCAUUUUACAAGCUACAUACCUCGGUUGGGUAAUUGCGGGAAAUCUUAAUGUAGAAAAUCAUAUAGUUAACGACAAACCGAUCUGCAAUUUUGUCUCGGAAGUAACGAACCAAGAUCUUGAUAAAUCUUUAACGAAAUUUUGGCAGAUUGAAGAGUUAGAAAAUAAAAAGCAUUUGUCGAAAGACGAAAAAUACUGCGAAGAAUACUUUAAGAUGACAACAAGGCGAAAUUCAGUGGGUCAAUUUAUAGUUAAAUAUCCAUUUAGACAAAAUUUAAAUUAUCAGUUAGGCAAUUCGAAGAAAUGUGCAUUAAAACGGUUUUAUAAUUUGGAAACACGCUUUAAGAAAAAUGAAAAUUUUAAAGAUCUUUAUACAAAAUUCAUACACGAAUACGAAGAUUUAGAUCACAUGCAAUUUAAUUGUUAUUUAGAAGAUGACAAAUCAAUAGAAAGGAAUCGUUCUUUUACCUCACAGUGCGGUAAUAAAAGACUCAAUUACUACACGGUGUAG